CUAAGAACUCGUUUUGUGUUUAUCGUGGUUGUUUGGACGUCGUCAAAUGUGGCGCAGGCCGAGCGUACUAUUCGGCGGUGCGGCGGUCUACGCUGGCGUGGCCUUCGCGACGUAUGUGACGCUGUAUGACCCCAAGAAGAGCGAUAACAAUGCGGCCACACCGGCCGUGGAUGACGCGAGGCGUCUACAGGUCUUCGACAUGAACGCGUCCAAGUAUGACAAGGAGGUGGACUGGGACGAACGGCUCACGGGAAUCUCACUCAUGCGGCGCUUCCUGCUGCAAAGGGCCCGUGGACAGGUGCUGGAGGUAGCGGCCGGUACGGGUCGCAAUUUGGCCUUCUACCCUGCGAGUUCGAGGGUGCUUCUCACAGACUUCAGUCGUGGGAUGCUGGACCAGGUAUCAAAAGCGCAACAGCAGCGGCUGGCCAGCUGUGAGCUUAAAGUCAUGAGCGCAGGCGAACUGGCCUUCCCAGACGAGCAAUUUGACACGGUGGUGGACACCUUCGGGCUCUGCAGUAUGGACGACCCGGUGCGCACGCUGCAGGAGAUGCAGCGCGUGUGCAAGAAGGACAGCGGUCGUAUUUUGCUGCUGGAGCACGGCCAGAGUAGCUACACGUGGCUGUCGGGCAUCCUGGACAAGUUCGCGGACCUACACGCUCAGAAGUGGGGGUGCCACUGGAACCGGGACAUCCUGGCGCUGGUGGAGCGGGCCGGACUGGAGGUGGAGACCGUGCACCGCUUCCAUUUCGGCACGACGUACUACAUCGUAGCCAAGCCUCAAGCUGAACGUGGCCACGACCAAAAGACGGGCGAAUGAUUAGAUAAGUACAAAUAGCCUCGCGUCUUGAAGUUGUAGUUUGGUUGAUGUCCGGAUGUAUGUUUGUCGGUUGAAGUAAAUCCGUCCUUCGAUGCUUGGCAAAGCCAGAAUUGGUGCCGGUCGUCGUUUGUGCUAGGGGCAAUCAAGUACUCGUGUACAUUUACUGAAAGAGUCGUGUGAUCUGCCAUUUUAGUGGCGCGGCCGGCGUUCAACUUGGUUGUAUAACCGCAUCAAUUACGAAGUUAUACUUCAGUAUCAUGUGGUCGCAAUAAUCGAAACUCUUAUCCUUUUGAUCA
Molecule: messenger RNA, 1113 nt
Organism: Phytophthora nicotianae INRA-310
Lineage: Eukaryota; Oomycota; Peronosporomycetes; Peronosporales; Peronosporaceae
Exons: 1
Coding region: 47-817 (256 amino acids)
Molecular function (GO): S-adenosylmethionine-dependent methyltransferase activity
Source: RefSeq, a predicted model, not a curated record